UUGGACACUGGUUGUUUUCUAAAAUUAAAGAAGCUCAAGAAGAGAUGGUGAAUUCUCUUUGAGUUUCAACCAACAGGAUAAAAGAGUUCAAGUAGAGAAGCUUGAAGACACAGAAAGCUGAGAUAAGAUGAUUCUGAAGUUAAUCCACAUUUGAAGCCAUGAUUUAAAUAGCAGCACUAAGAUUUUAACAAGAAAAAUUUAAGCUUCAUUGGAUUUCCACAUCAAAGGAAAGUCCCAAGCUUUCAGAACGAGUUCACUCUUGAAAGUAAAGAGCAGCUUGCUAACCACAAAAGGGAACUCGAUGCCAAGUUUUUAGCUGCACUUCCUAAAGUUGCAGACUUAAGAAAAAUCUUUGAACCAAAGAGGAAAGAGAUUUUAGAAAUGAAGAGAAAAGAAAGAAUUGCCAGGCGCUUGGAAGGAAUUGAAAACGAUGCCCAGCCCAUCCUCUUGCAGAGUUGCACAGGGCUGGUGACCCAUCGCCUCUUGGAGGAAGACACACCCAGAUACAUGCGCGCCACAGACCCUGCCAGCCCCCACAUUGGCCGGUCCAAUGAAGAGGAGGAAACUUCUGGUUCUUCUUUAGAGAAGCACACUCAAGCUCAGUGCUGCACUGAGACCACAGGCAUCCACAGUGAUCCCACCUGUAGUUCAGGUUCCAUGGACACUCACAGUCUUGAGUCAAAAGCUGAAAGAAUUGCGAGGUACAAAGCAGAAAGGAGACGGCAACUGGCAGAGAAAUAUGGACUGACUCUGGAUGCCGAGGCUCACUCUGAAUAUUCAUCACGUUAUACCAAAUCCAGGAAGGACCCUGAUGCUGUGGAGAAACGAGGAGGAGUAAGUGAUAAGCAUGAAGAGUCAAGUUCUCCAUACUCUAGGGCUGAGGGCCUGGGGCUCAGGACCUCCGUGGUGGACUCCAAGGAAUACCCCCUCCACUGGAAUGAAACUUCUGACAAGGAGGUGCUGCUCAACGUGGAAAACCAAAGACGAGGUCAAGAUCUGAGUGCCACCCGCCAGGCCCAUGACCUGCCCCCAACAGUGGAGAAUUCCUCAUCCUUCUCAUUCUCUGGGCGAGGCGCCUCCAUCACCGAAGUGCCAAGAUCCCCCAAACAAGUGCCCAGCUCCUCCCUUCAGCAAUCUGCCUCCCCAAACCACUCCAUCAGUGACCCCCCGCUGCCCUCUGAGGCUCGAUCCAGGUAUACAUCAAGUUCAGAAAUGCCAACUGUUGAGGAUGAAGAAAAGGUAGAUGAACGAGCCAAGCUAAGUGUUGCUGCCAAGAGGCUGCUUUUCAGGGAAAUGGAGAAAUCAUUUGACGAACAAAGUGUUCCAAGGAGACGCUCGAGAAACUCGGCCGUGGAGCAAAGACUACGGCGGCUCCAGGACAGAUCACACACCCAGCCCAUCACCACUGAAGAAGUGGUCAUUGCAGCCACAUUACAGGCAUCUGCUCACCAAAAGGCUUUAGCCAAGGAACAGGCAAAUGAGGGCAAAGAUUUUACUGAACCAGGAGAACCUGAUUCCUCCACUCUGAGUUUAGUAGAGAAGUUGGCCUUGUUUAACAAAUUGUCCCAGCCCGUCUCAAAAGCCAUUUCUACCCGAAAGAGAAUAGACAUGAAGCAGAGAAGAAUGAAUGCUCGCUACCAAACUCAGCCGGUCACCCUCGGAGAGGUGGAACAGGUACAAAGUGGGAAGCUCAUCUCUUUUACCCCCACUGUGAACACAUCUGUGUCAACCAUGGCCUCUGCAGUCACCCCUACAUAUGCCGGGGAGCUCCGGACAAAGCCAUCAGCUGACAACAAUGCAAGUGCCACCGAGGGUAAAUUGCCCUCUUCCGUGGAAAAUUCAGACUCUCCAGUUAGAAGCAUUCUGAAAUCACCAGCUUGGCAGUCUUUGGGAGAAAACAGUGGGAGCAGAGGAAUGCUGAGAGAAUUUGGAGAAUCAGAAAACAAGAGUUUUUUGACAUCUGCAGAAAGUAAUAUAAAAACAUACGAGUCCUUUGAGGAAGUGGAAGCCUCCUACCCUGGCCCCAGUCGGGUGAGGGAAGCAGACAGCCAGAGGGAACAGAAAUGUGCUCUACCAAGGAAAGAAAGCCUGGAACUAGCUAGUACUCCUGUCACCCACCUUGGCGAUGAACCAAAGAAAUUUUCCACAGCUAAAAUCAGCACCCAGGGUAACUUGGAUGUGAAGGACAGGCCACCCUUUGAAGAGAAGGUAGAUGAGGAGAGCAUCACCAAAAGGAGAUUUUCACUCAAAGUAGCUGAAUGCGAAGAGCUGGCUUCUGAGCAGACAGGGACAACUGAGGGGAAGACUUCAGGCACAGGGGCCUGGAAGCAGCAAGAUCCUUCAGAAACACUACAGAAAUAUUACAAGAGUCCGUGUGCGAUGUUUGCUACCGGAGAGAUCAAAGCACCCAUCGGAGAGGUCAUACUUGAUUCCUCUAGUAAAACCAUGUCAAUUAAAGAGAGGUUGGCACUGCUGAAGAAGAGUGGUGAAGAAGACUGGAAGAACAGACUUCAUCGAAAGCAGGAAUACGUCAAAGCAUCAGCCAGCAGCAGCCUACACAUCCAGGAAACAGAGCAGUCUCUAAAGAAGAAGGAAGAAGCAGGAUUUACAGAUGAUAAUGCCAUUUCUUAUCUACCUUGGCGGGUCACGGAAAGUCGGGAGAGCCAGAUGACCAUUGAGGAGAGGAAGCAGCUCAUCACCGUGCGGGAGGAAGCAUGGAAGACCAAGGGCAGAGGUGCUGCCAAUGACUCCACCCAGUUCACAGUGGCCGGCAGAAUGGUGAAGAAAGGCUUGGCAUCACCCACUGCCAUAACUCCAGUCUCAUCUCCUCUGUGUAGUAAGUCAAGAGGUACUACGCCAGUGUCCAAACCCCUAGAAGAUAUUGAAGCCAGACCAGAUAUGCAAUUGGAAUCAGACCUGAAGUUAGAUAAGCUAGAAACCUUUCUAAGAAGGCUAAAUAACAAAGUUGGUGGGAUGCAGGAAACGAUCCUCACUGUCACCGGGAAGUCUGUGAAGGAGGUGAUGAAGCUGGAUGAUGACGAAACCUUUGCCAAAUUCUACCGCAGUGUGGAUUCCAACACCCCAAAAAGUCCUGUGGAGUUAGAUGAAGAUUUCGAUGUCAUUUUCGACCCUUAUGCACCCAAAUUAACGUCGUCUGUGGCAGAGCACAAGCGUGCAGUUAGGCCCAAGCGCCGAGUCCAGGCUUCCAAAAACCCCUUGAAGAUGUUGGCGGCAAGAGAGGAUCUCCUCCAGGAAUACACGGAGCAGAGGCUGAAUGUGGCCUUCAUGGAAUCCAAGCGGAUGAAGGUGGAAAAGAUGUCCUCCAACUCCAACUUCUCCGAAGUGACUCUGGCAGGCUUAGCCAGUAAGGAAAACUUCAGCAAUGUCAACUUGCGGAGUGUCAACCUGACAGAGCAGAAUUCUAACAACAGCGCUGUGCCCUACAAAAAGCUGAUGUUGUUACAGAUUAAAGGAAGAAGACACGUGCAAACAAGGCUGGUGGAGCCUCGCGCCUCGUCACUCAACAGCGGGGACUGCUUCCUUCUGCUGUCUCCCCAGUACUGCUUUCUGUGGGUUGGAGAGUUCGCAAAUGUCAUCGAAAAGGCAAAGGCGUCAGAACUAGCAACUUUAAUUCAGACAAAGAGGGAGCUUGGCUGCAGAGCUACCUAUAUCCAGACCAUUGAGGAAGGAAUUAAUACACACACUCAUGCAGCCAAAGAUUUCUGGAAGCUUCUGGGUGGCCAAACCACUUAUCAAUAUGCUGGAGACCCAAAGGAGGAUGAACUGUAUGAGACAGCCAUCAUAGAAACGAACUGCAUUUACCGUUUGAUGGAGGAUAAGCUUGUGCCUGAUGAUGACUACUGGGGGAAAGUUCCCAAGUGCUCUCUCCUGCAGUCCAGAGAGGUCCUGGUGUUUGAUUUUGGCAGUGAAGUUUACGUGUGGCAUGGAAAAGAAGUCACAUUGGCCCAACGGAAAAUAGCAUUUCAGCUGGCAAAGCACUUGUGGAACGGAACCUUUGACUAUGAGAACUGUGACAUCAAUCCUCUGGACCCUGGAGAAUGCAAUCCGCUUAUUCCCAGAAAAGGACAAGGACGGCCAGACUGGGCGAUAUUUGGGAGACUUACAGAACACAAUGAGACUAUUUUGUUCAAAGAGAAAUUUCUUGAUUGGACUGAAUUGAAGAGACCUACAGAGAAGAACACCGGGGAACUUACCCCACAGAAGGAAGAUCCCAGAGCGGACAUCAAGCCAUGUGAUGUGACACGGAUGGUGGCGGUGCCCCAGGUGACAACCAGCACUAUACUGGACGGAGUCAAUGUUGGCCGUGGCUAUGGCCUGGUGGAAGGGGAGGACAGGAGACAGUUUGAGAUUGCCAGUGUCUCUGUGGACGUGUGGCAUAUCCUGGAAUUUGACUACAGCCGUCUCCCCAGACAGAGCAUCGGGCAGUUCCAUGAAGGUGAUGCCUAUGUGGUCAAGUGGAAGUUCAUGGUGAGCACCGCAGUGGGAAGCCGACAAAAGGGAGAGCACCCGAUCAGAGUGGCUGGCAAAGAGAAAUGUGUGUACUUCUUCUGGCAAGGCCGGCACUCCACUGUGAGUGAGAAGGGAACGUCAGCUCUGAUGACCGUGGAGCUGGAUGAGGAAAGAGGGGCUCAAGUCCAGGUUCUGCAGGGAAAGGAGCCCCCCUGUUUCCUGCAGUGUUUCCAGGGUGGAAUGGUUGUGCACUCUGGGCGGCGAGAAGAGGAAGAAGAAAAUGUGCAGAGCGAGUGGAGGCUGUACUGCGUUCGGGGCGAGGUGCCCAUGGAGGGGAAUUUGCUGGAGGUGGCCUGCCACUGCAGCAGCCUGAGGUCCAGGACUUCAAUGGUGGUCCUCAACGUGAACAAGGCCCUCAUUUACCUGUGGCACGGAUGCAAAGCCCAAGCCCACACGAAGGAGGUUGGGAGGACCGCAGCAAAUAAGAUCAAGGAACAGUGUCCCCUGGAGGCAGGUUUGCACAGCAGUAGCAACGUGACGAUACAUGAGUGUGAUGAAGGAUCUGAGCCCCUGGGGUUCUGGGAGGCCUUAGGAAGGAGGGACAGGAAAGCAUACGAUUGCAUGCUUCAAGAUCCUGGCAGUUUUAACUUCGCACCCCGCCUGUUCAUCCUCAGCAGCUCAUCUGGGGAUUUCUCAGCCACGGAAUUUGUGUACCCUGCCCGAGCUCCCUCUGUGGUCAGCUCUAUGCCCUUCCUGCAGGAGGACCUGUACAGUGCACCACAGCCAGCGCUUUUCCUGGUUGACAAUCACCAUGAGGUAUACCUCUGGCAAGGCUGGUGGCCCAUCGAGAACAAGAUCACCGGCUCUGCCCGCAUCCGCUGGGCCUCCGACCGGAAGAGUGCAAUGGAGACUGUCCUGCAGUACUGCCGAGGAAAGAACCUCAAGAAGCCACCUCCCAAGUCUUACCUCAUCCAUGCUGGUCUCGAGCCCCUGACGUUCACCAACAUGUUUCCCUGCUGGGAGCACAGGGAAGACAUUGCUGAGGUCACGGAAAUGGACACGGAGGUUUCCAAUCAGAUCACCCUUGUGGAAGAUGUCUUGGCCACACUCUGUAAAACCAUCUACCCACUGGCUGAUCUCCUAGCCAGGCCACUCCCAGAAGGAGUGGAUCCUCUAAAGCUGGAGAUUUAUCUCACUGAUGAAGACUUCGAGUUUGCUCUAGAUAUGACGAGAGAUGAAUACAGCGCACUGCCCACGUGGAAACAGGUGAAUCUGAAGAAAGCAAAAGGCCUGUUCUGAGUGCCACAGAUGCCGGAGGAGCCUCAUGGUCACCUUCAACCAUAGCGCCCCCAAAAUGGAUACUUUUUUCAGACUGAUUUUUUUUUAUUAUUUUGAAAUCAGAGGGUUUUUUUUAAAACCCCAAACCUGAUCUUAUUAACGAUACCGCUUGUCCUGGAGUUGUGUAUUUUGUAAAUGUUUUAAGAGAACUCUUUGGAAAUGUACUUUCCGCAAUUCAGCAGGUGAUGUCAAUUAAAGCAUUUCUCCGUGCACUUGACCGGUGAUUUAGAGCCACAGCUCUGCCCUCUUCCUUUGACUACACAUGGCCGACUCUCUUUUUGUAGCAGUUCUCUUUAUAAAAGUGUUAUUUUGAUAGUUUGUGGAUUCUAAAAUAUAUAUAUUUAUAUAAACACCAUAUAAAUCAAAUAUGUAUUUAAAAAGCAAUAUGUAUUCAUUCACUUUUAAUUUCUUUUUUUUGAUGUCAAAAUAUUACUGCAAGAUAGCUGAAAUUGCUUCUGUUGGCUUCAGUCUGCCACCCGUGUGUACCCUCACCUACUCAGAAGCAUUUCCUGUCACAUUAGAUCUGACUUGUUUGGAGUACUGCUUCCGGUGCUAAAAUGAACAGAAAAAAAUGUACUGAAUGGCAUGGACUCCGAAGAAUCUAUGCAAAUCCACCUUUAAUAUCUCCCCAGAAAUAUAUAGUGCCUUGUUUCGAUGUACAGUUUAUAUACAGAAAAGUUUGCUCUGCCUUUUUGAUGAUGGUUUUAAAUGUUAUCUACAGUUUUACUCUCAAAUAGUAGAAAGAAAAACAUCUCAAUUUCUAAUACCCAUUGUAAACAUUACACAGUGUCAUUUUGUGACAUAAGGACCCCUCCAAAAAAAAAUAAAAACUUCAGAAUAAUCACAAUUA
Messenger RNA from Dipodomys ordii (Ord's kangaroo rat), 6658 nucleotides. RefSeq names its product supervillin (gene Svil). The transcript is spliced from 36 exons. NCBI's taxonomy places the organism in Eukaryota, Metazoa, Chordata, Mammalia, Rodentia, Heteromyidae. Gene Ontology annotation, biological process: actin filament severing; barbed-end actin filament capping; actin polymerization or depolymerization. Gene Ontology annotation, cellular component: actin cytoskeleton; cytoplasm. Gene Ontology annotation, molecular function: phosphatidylinositol-4,5-bisphosphate binding; actin filament binding. The coding region runs from base 382 to 5769 and encodes 1795 amino acids. The record is from RefSeq and is a predicted model, not a curated record.